Messenger RNA from Biomphalaria glabrata, 2149 nucleotides. Its product is annotated as DCN1-like protein 1. Gene Ontology annotation, cellular component: ubiquitin ligase complex. The record is from RefSeq and is a predicted model, not a curated record. Gene Ontology annotation, biological process: positive regulation of ubiquitin-protein transferase activity; protein neddylation. NCBI's taxonomy places the organism in Eukaryota, Metazoa, Mollusca, Gastropoda, Planorbidae. The transcript has 7 exons. Gene Ontology annotation, molecular function: ubiquitin conjugating enzyme binding; cullin family protein binding; ubiquitin-like protein binding. The coding region runs from base 45 to 866 and encodes 273 amino acids.
UAGUGUUACUUGGGCGUUAUCGAUAGACGCUGGGUUUAUGUUCAAUGCGCAUGCUCCAUUUCAAACGGAAGUUUAGUUUAUCGAAAAUGCAACGAUUAAAAAGCUCACAAAGAGACAAAGUGCGACAGUUUGUCGCCUUUACUCAAACAGGUGAAAAAACUGCUAUCAACUGCUUGUGUGCUCACGAUUGGAAGCUAGAUGUUGCUGUUGAUAACUAUUUCAUGGCGCCCGACCGUUAUAGCACUGCUGAAUCAAAAUCUUCCGUAGACAAAAGAAAAAUCGAAGCUCUUUGGCAGCGAUAUAAAGAUCCACUUGAUGAAGAGAAAAUGACAGUUGAUGGUGUGAUGAGAUUUUUAGAAGAUCUGCAGUUAAAUCCAGAGUCACGUACAGUGCUUAUACUUGCUUGGAAAUUCAAAGCAAAAACACAAUGUGAAUUUUCUAAAGAAGAAUUUCUCACAGGAAUGGCUGAGCUGGGGGUUGAUGCUAUAGAAAAACUUCGUUCAAAAUGUAAUACCUUAGAACAAGAAAUUCGAGACUCUAACAGUUUCAAAGAUUUUUACCAGUUUACAUUUAAUUAUGCCAAAAAUCCAGAACAGAAAGGCUUGGAUCAAGAUAUGGCAAUAGCUUAUUGGAAUAUUGUGCUUACAGGAAGAUUUAAAUUUCUUGAUUUGUGGUGCAAGUUUUUACAAGAGAACCACAAAAGGUCUAUUCCCAAGGACACAUGGAACUUGCUUUUAGAUUUUUGUAACAUGAUAAAUGAUGAUAUGAGUAAUUAUGAUGAGGAAGGAGCCUGGCCAGUUUUAAUUGAUGACUUUGUAGAAUAUGCAAAACCAGUGAUAAAUAGCAGUAGGAGCACUGUGGUAUAGUUGAGACCCCAGUUUGUUGUACAAAAUUGUGAUUUUAUACCUUUGUUUAGCCUUUCAAGUUUGAAUCUGCUAGAAUAGGAGGGUAACUUUAUUUUAACUGAAGAAAAAAAAAAGGUAUUUUCCAAAUGAUGAAGCUUUAAUGUAAUUUUUUAAUUUUGUUUUCUUUAAUAGUUCUUUUGCUUAGAAAACAUUUCCUCUGUUUAGAUAAAUAGAAUCUCCCAAUAAUUUAUGAGAAAUAAUAUAUCUUAUAGAUUACAAUUAGUUUCUCUCUUUUAGUUUAUGGUUAUAUCAUUCAAUUAUUGGAAUAUUAAGUUAAAUGAAAUACCAAAUUAUUAUUUUUUUUGCUUGUUUGUUUGUUUUAAUUGCCAUAAAAAAUAUUUUAAAACAUUUUUUUUUUAUGAAAAUACUUUCUUCCGAAAAUCACUGUGAGGUGUAAUUUAAUUUUUCUUGUGUUGGCUAAUGCCUAGUUCACAUGUUUACAUUCAACACACAGGCAACUUGAAUCAGUUAUACCCUUACUUGCAAAUGAUAUUAUCUCUAUGGCAGAAUUUUAGAUAUUGCUCAGACUUAGCAACAAUCAUAAGUGCAUCAUCGGCCACCAACUAAUAAGCAAAAUAUCCUAAGUAUCUUGACAUGGUGGUCUUUAGGCUUUGGCAGCGCUGAAUGCAAAGUCUGAGCAUUUGGUUCCAAUUUUAUUUCCAAUAAGUUAAGAUUCUUUUUUUUUUUAACUUUAAAUUUCUCAAGUAUAUUUCUUUUAUUAAUGAAAACAUCUAUACACUUACACUAAAACCAAUCUAGCAUUUUUCACUGUAAAUGUUUUUAGUGUCUGCUAUGUCUCUUUAAUCCUGUGUAGUUACAGAUCUAGUAUCCUGGAAACAAAUCUCACUUUCUUUAAAGGCAAGUCAUAAAACCUAUACACAUUUACACGAAAUAAUUAGUUAAUUAACUAUCACCUUUUCUAUAUAUUGUUCAAGACACAAAAUUCUUUGUUUAUUAAAUGCAUGGUUAAAAAAAAAGUUUAAGUUCCCCUUUCAGACCUUUUGCUUUUGAAAGCAAUAAGCUAUAGUAAAAAAUACUGUUGGCUAGCUAUUUACUUCAGUAAAUCUGUUGUGUGCUGGAGUUUCCAUUAGAAACUGUUUCAAUAUUUCAUCUAUCUUGAGUCUUAGCUUUACAGUUGAAACGUGUACAUUCUAACAUACUAGUCUAGUUAUCUGACAAAACAAGAAUCAAAACUUGCUUUUUUUUUCAUUAAAUUUGUUUUUCCCUUAUUACAUGAUUGAAAA